AUGACAUCGGGUCUAUCUGAUGAAUUAGGUUCAUUAAAAGUUACUGAUGAUCGCUCUCGUGUGUCAACGAAUUCAACUGCUCGCCGUAAUUAUGCAACUGGUCACAAUCAACGACAUAAUUUACAUUCAAAACGAGCUGCAACAAUUGAUCACGAUAAUCAGGAAGAAAAACUUCGAAUUGUUGUAUUGGGCGCUACGAAAGUUGGUAAAACAUGUUUAUGUCAACAAUUUUUACAAGAAAAAUUCGUAACCGAUCAUAAAGAAACCGUAGAUGAAAUGUAUAGCGUAGACAUUGCAAUUGCUGAUCGGCAUAUAGUACUGGAAAUAUUAGAUACAGCGGGUAUUGAUGAAUUUCCUGUUAUGAGACGUCUUGCUAUUACACGCGGCGAUGCGUUUCUUAUAGUUUAUGCUGUUAAUGACAUGUAUUCAUUUACUAUUGCACAAAAGAUGCAUGAACUUGUUCUUGAAGUUAAACCUGAUUUAGCAUCGGCAACUGCAAAGCCAAUGGUUAUUAUUGGAAAUAAAUGUGAUAUUGAUAUUAGUCAACGAGAAGUAACUCUAGACCAUGCUAACACUAUUGUACGUGAUCAAUGGGCAUUAGAUCAUAUUGAAACAACAUGCCAUGAACGUGAAUCUGUACUUAAUGCAUUUCAUCGUCUUCUGCAUUUGUCUAAUAUUAAUAUAACGAAUAGUUCUGAUAUAACACGUCGUUUAUCGGAUCCGAAUGUAUCGGCUCAUAAAGAACAACGAACGAAUAGCAAACGACAAAGCUGCGCACAACAAUAA
Messenger RNA from Rotaria socialis, 786 nucleotides. The record is from the annotation of a GenBank genome assembly. Lineage: Eukaryota; Metazoa; Rotifera; Eurotatoria; Philodinida; Philodinidae.